CCUGCAUGGAGACCCCCACGAUGCCACCUGCCAUGGACGUGGACAAAGCCGUGGCCACGGCCUUCGUGGUGCUGCUGGGGCUCUUCCUCCUGGCCAUGACCGUGCGCUGUGCCCGGCUCGUGGUGGAUCCCUACAGCGCCAUUCCCACCUCCACCUGGGAGGAGGAACCCAUCAACUGA
Messenger RNA from Haemorhous mexicanus (house finch), 179 nucleotides. RefSeq names its product cortexin domain containing 2 (gene CTXND2). The record is from RefSeq and is a predicted model, not a curated record. Bases 6 to 179 code for a protein of 57 amino acids. Lineage: Eukaryota; Metazoa; Chordata; Aves; Passeriformes; Fringillidae. The transcript has a single exon.